AGGCGCUCACAGACUCGCCGCCGAACUGCGCUGAAGAAGAGCGAGAUCAUGUACAAGGUUGGUGGCGCUGCUGCAGGACUCUCAGUCGCUGUCACAGCCAUGGCCUCGACUGCAUCGGAUCCAGAAAAACCUAAAGAAGAAAUCAACCUUGACGAGCUCUCCCUAUACACAACCCCUCAGCAGAAGUUCCACUAUUUGGAGCCAGAGAAAGGAAAGAUGGAGGAGAAUGUGACCAAGCUGAGGAAAAUGGCUGAGCCUUAUAUAACGUGGUGUCAGGGCGUCUACGGAGUGAUGAAACCCAAAGUAGACAGAACUGUUCAGUUUGGCCAAGACGGUUAUGCGUACGUGAGCAAUCCUCCUCCUGAGUUUUAUCCCAGAGCUGGAGUCAUCGCAUUCGCCGGCAUCCUCGGCCUGUUUCUGGCAAAACGCUCCAGGAUGAAGAGGCUGAUUUACCCGACAGGUUUGAUGACUCUUGGUGCUUCUAUGUACUACCCUCAGGAAGCAGCUACUAUCGCAAAGAAUACAGGUGAUGCUGUGUAUGAAUUCACUCUUCAGACGUAUGUCACCGUUGAAAAUCUCAUUAAAGGGAAGUCUGCAGCAAAGUCCGAGGAGAAGGUGAUAAAGGCAGAGGAAAAACCGGUCAGUGGAGAGACGAACACAUAGGUAGAGAUGACAUCGUAAAAGAGCUUCUGCUUUUGUACUAGCCACGCCCCUUAGCCCAUCAAUCUGUGCAGAAGGGGCGGGGCCUAGUGAAGCACUUUUAACCUGGAGUGUGUGGGUGAGGCCACGAAACGGCAUUGCAGCGUGUAUUUAUGUACAAACAUCAAUAAAAACCAUUUACAUAUUUCA
Molecule: messenger RNA, 849 nt
Organism: Clarias gariepinus (North African catfish)
Lineage: Eukaryota; Metazoa; Chordata; Actinopteri; Siluriformes; Clariidae
Gene: apooa
Product: apolipoprotein O, a
Exons: 8
Coding region: 49-663 (204 amino acids)
Biological process (GO): cristae formation
Cellular component (GO): MICOS complex
Source: RefSeq, a predicted model, not a curated record